GAGAGCUUUUGACCCGCUCGUUGAUUUCAUUUCGUCCAAUUCCUGCUUCAUUUUUCAGCCAUUGCUAGUACUACUUGGCUGCACCUGAAUCCGGGCCGAGCUGUCUUCUUCUUCUUCCUCCUCCCGCCGUCAUGUCGCCGGCCGCCAGGUCCACGCAAAACCCACGGCCAUACCAACGUACGCACGCACGCUGCUGCAUUUAGUUAAGCAGCGCCAAUACCAGCUGGGUUUGCUGCUCCUUUCCUUUCUGGCUGCUUGCUCUCUUUUUUACAGCUUCCACUGCUCCCAAAACCCAACCACACCACGCAUUGAUGCCACUCACCCGCCAUUGCUGACCUUGCCUCUUCCUGCACCCGCCGCCUAGCUCACCGCCCAGUCUCCCUACUGCAAUCAUGAAGCCACCGAGAACCAUGCCGCGGGCAUGCCUCCUCCUGCUGCUCCUCUACCACCUCGCCCCGCCGCUCGCCGCCGCCACCGACGCCGACGCGCUCCUCGCCCUAAAAUCCGCCCUGGACACCUCGCACCGCCUCCCGUGGAGCGCCGCCACCGCCCCCGCCCUCUGCACCGCCUGGCCGGGCGUCCGCCAGUGCGACGCCAACAACCGCGUCACCAAGCUCGUCCUGGAGAACCUCAACCUCACCGGCUCCCUGACCACCGCCCUCCUCGCCCCUCUCCGCGAGCUCCGCGUCCUCAGCCUCAAGUCCAACGCGCUCUCCGGCGCCAUCCCGGACAACCUCGCCGCGGCCCUCCCCAACCUCAAGCUCCUCUACCUCUCCGGCAACCGCCUCCAGGGCCGCCUCCCGGCGUCCCUCGCCCUCCUCCGCCGCGCCACCGUGCUCGUGCUCUCGGACAACGACCUCUCCGGCGGGAUCCCGCGGGAGCUCGCCUCCGGGGUGCCGCGGCUCACGGCGCUCAUGCUCGACGGGAACCGCCUCACGGGGCGUGUGCCGGCGCUGCCGCAGCCCACGCUCCGGCGGCUCGACGUCUCGGGGAACCGGCUCGAGGGCCAGAUCCCGGCGGUGCUCGCCAGGCGCUUCAACGCGUCCUCGUUCGAGCGCAAUGCCGGGCUCUGCGGGCCCCCGCUCGCUGCGCCGUGCGCCGAAGCGCCGCUGUCCCCCGCCACGGCCGCGUUCGCGCCCCUCCCCCCGCCAGGCGGCGGCAGGCGGCGAAGCAGGAAGCUCGCCAUCGUGGUCGGGUGUUCGGUGGCCGGAGCGGUGCUGCUGGCCCUCCUGCUGGCGGCGGCGGUGACGGCCUGCCGGCGCGGGAGGAACAAGCGCGUGGCGGGCGACGUCGACAAGGGCGGACCCGAAACGGGCGAGGAAGACGCGCACCACCACCAGCACCAGCAGCAUCACUCGGCCAACGCGCCACCACCGGCGACGAACGCUGCGGCGGCGGCGGGCGGCGGGCGGGAGUUCUCGUGGGAGCGGGAGGGGAUCGGGAAGCUGGUGUUCUGCGGCGGCGGGGCGGAGGAGAUGUCCUACAGCCUGGAGGAGCUGCUGCGCGCGUCGGCGGAGACGCUGGGCCGCGGCGAGGCCGGGAGCACGUACAAGGCCGUCAUGGAGACCGGCUUCAUCGUCACGGUCAAGCGGAUGCGGUGCGGCGACGCCGCCGCCGGAGUGGGCGCGGCGGAGUUCGGGCGGCGCGCUGAGGAGCUGGGGCGGGUGCGCCACCCGAACGUGGUGGCGCUCCGGGCCUAUUUCCAGGCCAAGGAGGAGCGGCUGCUCGUCUACGACUACUACCCCAACGGCAGCCUCUUCUCCCUCAUCCACGGGUCGCGGCCGUCCAGCAAGGGGAAGCCGCUGCACUGGACGUCGUGCAUGAAGAUCGCCGAGGACAUCGCCGCUGGCCUGCUCCACCUCCACCAGACACCCGCGGCCCCUAUCGUGCACGGCAACCUCAAGCCCUCCAACGUGCUCCUCGGCCCGGACUUCGAGUCCUGCCUCACCGACUACGGCCUCGUUCCCGCGCUGGCCGCCGCCGACGCCUCAUCGGCGGUGUCCCUCCUCUACCGCGCUCCCGAGACGCGCUCGCCCUCGGCGAUGGCCAACGCAUGCUUCACGUCGGCGUCAGACGUAUACAGCUUCGGCGUGCUCCUGCUGGAGCUGCUCACGGGCCGGACGCCGCCCCAGGACCUCGUGGAGCUGCGCGGCGACGACGACGUCAUACCGGCAUGGGUGCGCGCCGCGCGCGAGGAGGAGAUGACGGAGUCCGGCGGCGAGUCGGCCGCGUCCGCGGGUGGCGGUGGCGCGGAGGAGAAGCUGGGCGCGCUGAUCGGCGUUGCGGCAUUAUGCGUGGCCGCGGACUCUGGCAGGCGGCCAACGACGGCCGAGGUGCUCCGGAUGGUGCGGGAGGCGCGGGCGGAGGCCAUGUCAUCGUCCAACAGCAGCGACCGGUCCCCUGCGCGAUGGUCCGACGCCCUGGUCGGCGCGCCGCCGCACCGGGAGCACGGCGCCGAGAGCUUCGCCGAGCGGGACUGACUGACUCACGCGGCAAAUCUUUCUACGAGCCGUCUUUCUAGACUGACUGACUGACUGACUACUCGCUCGCCGAGCGGGCCCUUUCGAUUGUUUCCUAUUGGCUAUAGCGUUCUGUUUGGCUUGGUGCCAUGUAGAAAGCACUAAAUCAAGCCGCGCAAUGCUUAGUUUAGGGAGUAAUAACUAUAUUCAACAGCUUGUUGUGUUUUAAAUUCGGUGACAGACAAAUUUCGUAGCCAAUAAAAGCGGACAGUUGUAUGACUGAAAACUAACUAAAAAAACUUUCUGAUUUCA
Lolium perenne is the source of this 2771-nucleotide messenger RNA. RefSeq names its product inactive leucine-rich repeat receptor-like serine/threonine-protein kinase At1g60630. Gene Ontology annotation, molecular function: protein binding; protein kinase activity; ATP binding. Gene Ontology annotation, biological process: protein phosphorylation. The record is from RefSeq and is a predicted model, not a curated record. Lineage: Eukaryota; Viridiplantae; Streptophyta; Magnoliopsida; Poales; Poaceae.